Messenger RNA from Monodelphis domestica (gray short-tailed opossum), 7002 nucleotides. It is a transcript of the gene NIPA1, whose product is annotated as NIPA magnesium transporter 1. Gene Ontology annotation, biological process: magnesium ion transport. NCBI's taxonomy places the organism in Eukaryota, Metazoa, Chordata, Mammalia, Didelphimorphia, Didelphidae. The record is from RefSeq and is a predicted model, not a curated record. Gene Ontology annotation, cellular component: membrane. Gene Ontology annotation, molecular function: magnesium ion transmembrane transporter activity.
GUGCGCAGGCGCGGGAACCCGGGCCGCUUUCGGUAGCAAGUAGGGAGGAAGCUUCGGCUCUGCUAGGGAGGAAGAUGAUGACUGCUACUGCAGCAGCCGGGGAAGGGGCGCACAGCCCCAGCCCCGCCGCCGUGUCUCUCGGCUUGAGCGUGGCUGUGGUUUCCAGCCUGGUGAACGGAUCCACUUUCGUACUUCAGAAGAAAGGCAUCGUGAGGGCAAAGAGGAGAGGUACUUCUUAUUUAACGGACAUAGUUUGGUGGUCUGGAACAAUUGCAAUGGCUCUUGGUCAGAUUGGAAAUUUCUUGGCUUAUACAGCAGUUCCUACUGUACUGGUCACUCCCCUUGGUGCUCUUGGUGUUCCAUUUGGGUCUAUUUUAGCUUCUUAUCUUCUGAAGGAAAAACUGAACAUCUUGGGCAAGUUGGGAUGUUUGCUAAGUUGUGCUGGUUCUGUUGUUCUUAUCAUUCAUUCCCCCAAAUCCGAGAGUGUAACAACCCAGGCUGAACUUGAAGAGAAACUUACAAAUCCAGUGUUUGUUGGCUACCUCUGCAUAGUGCUCCUUAUGCUGCUGCUUCUUAUCUUUUGGAUAGCGCCAGCUCAUGGACCUACCAAUAUUAUGGUGUACAUCAGUAUUUGCUCAUUGUUGGGGAGUUUCACUGUACCAAGCACUAAAGGAAUUGGGCUAGCUGCUCAAGAUAUCUUUCAUAACAAUCCGUCAAGUCAGAGAGCCCUAUACCUUUGUCUGGUCCUUUUAGCUGUACUUGGCUGUAGUAUCAUCAUUCAGUUUCGGUAUAUUAAUAAGGCACUUGAGUGCUUUGAUUCAUCUGUAUUUGGUGCCAUCUAUUAUGUUGUCUUCACCACUUUGGUCUUGCUGGCCUCAGCAAUUCUCUUUCGGGAAUGGAGUAAUGUAGGACUGGUAGAUUUCUUGGGAAUGGCGUGUGGAUUCACUACUGUUUCCAUUGGCAUUGUACUUAUACAAGUCUUCAAAGAGUUCAAUUUCAACCUUGGGGAGAUGAAUAAACCUAACAUGAAAACUGAUUAAAAUACAUUAAUGGGUAUUGGGUGGCUCAGGGAACCAGUAACGGGAUAUGGUUACUGGCCUGAAUUUGACCUAGGUUUGCAGAGACCAAAAUGAAUAAACAUCUCAGAUGUUUGAGUUGUUGGUGGAAUUAGUAGAUGGCCUCUGUCAAAUUCCUAGUGAACAAAUGUCCAUAUCCCUAAAAUCACCACUACAUAUGGCAUUCAUCAGCACUAUAGUGGCUAUCAUCAGCAGAAGGGCCAAGAGCUAAAAUAGCAUAGAGACUGAUGCACUGCCUCCCCUGAAAAUUAGAUCCCUCCAAAAAUAUCUGAGGUUUCACAUUCAUCAUUGUGGAAUGGCAGUCUAGGCAUUACACUUUUCUGUUGACCAGUCCUCUGUUUCUCAUUGUCAUUAACCAGGAAGCUUUCGAGAAUGUCAUUUCCUUUUUUAAAAAAAGUUUAAAAGCCAAUUUAAAUAGAAAAAAAAAAAGUUGGUGCUCCCUUUUCUUCUUAAGAUGCUGAAUGUUCUCAUUUGUUAGAUAUAUACAUUGGAAAAGGACAUAAAGUAUUCAUUGGACUAUAGGCUUGAAAUCCAGCCGUUUUCCUGACCAGACCACUUCCACAUUUGUCUUUUUGGAUUGUGUAUGUGUCUUUGACAUAAAAUUCAGGUAUCUAUUCAAAUAAAAGACAACCACUAAAAAUUAAUUUAAAAUCCUGUUUUCAAAAAGUAGGUCUCCAAGAUCAGUUAAUGGCAAACAUUGGGGAGGGAAAUGGCAAAGAAAAGAAAUAAAGAAAAGACAUAUUUGUUUAUUUGCAAAUAGGUGUCAAGAAUUUAAAUGUUUCAGUGCCUUUGUCUUUUAAAAAUACCCCUUAAGUUGACUGAGCUAAUGAAAACAUAGCUUCUUUUUUUAAAAAUAACUUAUUACACAGAAUACAGUUUCUAUGGAUGUUUUCAUAUUUUAAAUGCAUAAAUCAUCCAGAAAAAGCAAUAUGUUUCUGGGAAGGUACUCAAAGGCUAAAACUACUUCAAGGCUAUUUGGAUUUCUUAAGUAUGUCACUAUCAUCAGACUAGACAACUGGGUAUAUAUGAAUAUAUGUAGUUCAACUUGUGUAAUGGGCAUCAAUACCAAAUUCUAGCCCUAAGUUCUUUGAUUCUGUAGGGUAAUGUUUUCUUUCAGAAAGAAAUGUGUAUCUUGAAUAAAUGGCUUUUCAGAAAUAACUCAUUUGCUAGAUAAUAAUGCUUUCAAAAGAGAGAAAACUGCAAACCACCCUUGAGACAGUACACAGACAAAAAAGUUGGGAGGACAAAAAGUAAGCUAAAGCAAAUUUCUAUAAAAUGGGAAGGAAACUAGUUUAUAGUAGAGCAUUUGCAACAUGAAUAUUCUAAAGAGUUCAUAGCAAGAAUUGAUGACUACAGAUGAGAGAAAUUGUUGUCUCAUAUAGUAGAACAUUCUUACUCUGCUAACUUUUCAUUCAUUAGACUUUGCAAAUGCAAAUGAGCACUUCAUUAUACCAGUCUAUUGAUUACGUUUACUAUUCUAUACCUAGUAAUACUAAAUUAACGGAGACCAAUUAUGUGAUAUUAAGUCCCAGCAAACUGUUGCUUGCAUGAUUGGGUGACAUUUUAAUGAAACAAGGAAAUAUGGAAAAUAAAGAUCUAGGAUAGAGAAAAGUAUGAAUUUGUGACUGCAGAGCCUCUUUCUAAGGUAAAUUCAGUGGUUCCUAGGAAGGGCCAAAGUUACCUGUAAAUGGCAAAAAAUAUAAAAAGAAACCAAAAAAAUGUCAACUGAAAAGUCCUAUUAAUUAACUGGGCUAUGAAAGUUUAGGAAACUUGACAAAGAGAAUAAAUAAAAUUAGACCACUAUUUAAUGUAAAGAAAAUGUUAUUAAAAUACAUCUUAUAGAAGUGAUUUGUGAAUAAGGGUUGAAAUAUUGUGAUGGAUCUUUUAAAAGUUUUCAAUCUUUGUUAUUGUUAACUGAUCUACAAUAAAUGCUCAAUUUCUAUUAAGACAUUUUAUUUAACUUUUAGAAGGGGAUAAUGAUUUAGCACAAAAUAUUUAGGAAUGCAAACCCUAAUCAAUGAUCAUGAUAAAAAGUUUCAUGUGUUCAAAUUUCAGAACAGGGCUUUUGGGCAAAAUUUUCAAUUCUCUUAGACACAGAAUAUUUUCCUAUGAUGAGAUCACCAUAAUUCAAGGAGGAUGUUCAUUUGUGGCAUAGAAAUCCCUUCUAUUUUGUCAAACCUGGUGUCUAAGGAAUGAAGAAGCUUCUAAAAUUCAGUAUACUUUAUUAUAGUUUACUCGAGAACUAGAAAUGUCUUUGGUGUUUAGGAAUGACAUUUUGAAUAUAAUUUUCUGCAAUUUUGUGCAGCACUAAAUGUCAAAAUAAAAAUUAAACAGUAGUAUUUGGGUACUAGACUAAUUCUAAACAGAUUCCCCCACCCCUUCCCUGCAACACCUCUGAUCAGUGAGGGUUUAAAUCCUGGUUUAUACUAAAAGUAUCUUGUUAGCAUAGACCUACUCUUAUUUGGCCAAAUCAUACAAAGUUAAUAUGAUUAGUCCUUUAGGAAAACCAUUGAGUUUAAAAAACAAAAAAACUAUCAGGUGACCUUGAAGCUUAGUACAAAGCAAAUGAUAUCUGAUUUCAAGCAGUCUUCUAUAGUUUGUCAAUUUAAAAUUGAUGUAGAAAUAGAAUGGGAAAAUGGAUAGAAUCAUUGCAUUUUAAUUUUAAUUAAAACUUGUGGAAUAGGUAGAAGAAAUUAGGGCAGUUCUCAGAGUUGAGGCUUUCCAGAAACAGAGAAAUAACUUUAUUUCAGUACUUUCUCUUUUAUUAUAGAAAACACUCUAAUAUUUUAAAAUGCAUUUUUCAAAGUCAAAUAAUUUCAACAAGCAUUUAUUAAGACCUUCAAUAUGCCAGUCACUCACCUAAGCACUGAGGAUACAAAGAAAGGCAAAAAACCCAGAAAACAUUCAAUUUACACAUAAGAUAAAUUGGGCAUAAUAUUAGUGGGAAGGCACUAGCAUUAAGUGGGAUGAUGAUUUGUAGCACCAUGAUAUGGUUUUUCUUCUCUUUUUCCUUUGAAAACAUUAAAAUCAUAACAUUACCAAUGUACCCAUAUAGACACCUCUCACCUUCUGAGCAUCUUUAAAUCUUUGGCUGAAAUUAUAAUUAGAUUAGACUGUUUAGAUUUCAUAUUGAUAUACAUUUAAAGGGACAAUUGUCCUCCUGCCUGGAUGGUGCCUUGUUCCCUCAUUUUAAUUUUUUUGUUUUCAACUUUUUUUAAUCCUGUUCUAUGAAAUGUUAGGACCAUGAUGGAUCCUUCUUCAGACCCCAAGCUGAUAGGCCACGCCAAAACAGUUUUUUCUGCAUUCUCACUUCCUUUUUUAUAGAGAAAAGGCAGCCUGCUAACUGCCAAAUACUCAUCUACACCACAAUGGGAAUGACAAAAUCUAGAGCCUUUGGGAAGGAAUCCAUGAUUUUCUAGUGGCCUUGUUCAUCACUUGCACUGUAACCACAGCCUUUUCAGAGUAGAAUGAUAGUGAAAGAUAUGUUUUGCUAUUGGUUCAGCAAUAAGCAAUAUACUUAUAGUUCCCGUUUAGCAAGUCUAUAAUUUGCCUUCUUUUUUUCUGUGUUUUAUGUGUGGCUCUCUUCCCUCUUCUCCCUCAAGAAGUCUUAUUCUUUUCUUGAGCCAUAUUCUUUGCAUUCCAUGAUCCUAUGUCUAUUUUCUGGUAUAAGAUGUCACUGUUAAAAUGUGCUGUCAGUUUUCAUCUUCUUUAUCCCACAACAAGCGAACACUUUAUAAAUAAUAGAUAGGACCUGCCAGGUGAAUGAAUUACUUUCUGAGUAUAAGUUAAGUACUUUUGAGAUGUAUUCAUUUUAAGGCAAUUUUAUUGUCAUUUAAUAAGGUAAAGCUCCCAGGCUGUAAAAAUAGUCAUAUUCCUUGCGGGAGGAAGGUGUCUACUUACUAAGAGUAAACAUAUUUUGAUGACUUAUUUUCUCAGUAUCUAAAAUGAUUUUCAGAAAAGCAGAGAAGGAAAUGAGUAUGUUUCUUUAGAGAUCUAAGCCAUCUCAUAACUCUGUUAUUCUGAUUUAGGCUUAACAGGCUUUAACUAUUGUGGCUUACUGUCCUGAAAGAAAUGACUGCACCUCCCAAAGUACCUGACACUUGGAAAGUAAUUUGCUCACUAAGCAGAUUUUGAUCUAAUAUUCACAUCCUGCCAUCUCAGGGAGUAAAAGUAUAUUAUUGACUCCUAACACUUGUCUUCCUCCCUUUGGAAAAGCAAUCUUUGAUUAUUUUAGGGUUUAUUUAUAUUCAUAUUUAAGUGCAAGGGUUGUAUCACUUCUGAAUCCAAAAGAAAAAGAUUCAGAAUUUGUAAAUGGAACAUUGUCUCAAGAUAAGAGAGUUGAUGGUAUAAUAUACCUCGACCUAUUUUAUAUUACUUAGAAGUAUGUUAUGUUGCUUUUACUGUGGGAUUAGUCUUUAGGAUAUAUUCUUUAGUGUAGCUAAGCUUUAUAAGUAAAGCUAGAUUAUUAUUCUUCCAUAGUGUAUAUGAAAAGAUAAAAAAUAAGAAUUGGCCUAAUAAUAUUUGAGGGCUGUUUUUUUUUUUUCAUAUAAACUCCCAGCAUAUGACUAAAGCAACACAAACACUUGUGUUUUAAACAAGUUAAAUCUGCAUAUGAAAAACUUGUGUUUCCAUAGAACAAUCAAAAUUUCUAUAACAGUUACCAUUAUUAUUCUGUAGAGUAUGAAUCUUUUAAUUAAUGUCACUGGUAUGAAAUGUAGUAUGACUAGGGCAUAAAUCAGAGAACUGAGAGUAAGGGUUUAUUUGUUCUUUUAUCCUUAAGCCAGUGACUUGUGCAACCCUGUGAAAGUUAAGUUAUCUCUGUGCCUCAGAUUUCCAUCUGUCAAAUGGGGAUAAUUCUUCACAUAAGUUGUUUUGAGGCUUGAUUGACAUUUGGAAGUAUUUUGAUAACUUUAGAAUAAAAAUACUAUAUUAAAUGACAAAAUCAAAUCACAACUUGACAAAGUGUCUCCGUAUAUGUUCAAUGUAUAAUUUUGAGCACAGGAAAAAAAAAGAAAUAGUGGAUUAUUUAUAUAAAAAUAGAAAGCUUUAAUUUUCCUUUUUUCCAAAAAAAAGAAGGGUUUAUUAUUAUUAUUAUAAGUCUCAAGAUAAAGGAAAAAAAGAACUGCACUGAAAAGUCAAAUUUUGUUUGCAUGAUGAACCACUCUGAUCUUCUAACUUAAAAAGAGGUCUUUAUAGGCUUUUGAAAUAUACCUAGAUUUGUGUUCACUAGAGAAUUUAUAACCUGUAAAAAGAUGUUGAAAUUUCCUGUUAGAACAAUUUGUAAUUAAUUAUGCUUAAAGUCUUGCCUUCAAGGAGUUCAGUCUUUAUAAUUAACUCUUUGAUAUCCAGGAGCACAGUGUUCACUGCUCCCACACAUUUCUGAUGUAUUUUGCAUUCACUACAGUAACUGUUGGAAAUUCCUAAAUUAUUAGUGCCAAAUUAUCAUAAUGAAAAGCUAAGAUUAUUUUAUUUUGUUACUCAGAAAUUAUACUCAGAAAUCUAAUGCUUUCCCAUGUAGAAGGCUUGCAAUUUGAAGGGGGAAAGAUGCUGUUUACACAGUAACUUCCUGAAUGUGGUUUUUAAAAAAUGAAAAUAUUAUUUUUUUGAAAAUUGGAAUGUAAAACAUUAAAGGGGAGGCAGUAGUCUAGAACACAAAAAGGCAUAAUUGUAUUUGGUUACAUAAAUGCUAUUUUAGUGUGGUUGCAUCAAAGGAGAUCAAAAAGACCUAUUUUAUUAGCCUCCAAAUACUGUAUAUACAUUUGUUAAUGGCUAAGAAUUCUCACCGAUCUUUUGCUUUUUAAAGAUAGUCUUGGCAUGUGGUAGUUGCCUCAUGUAAAUUAUAAAAGGCUAUUUACUAAGUUUUCCAAUAACUUAUUUAUUAUCCUGUAAUGUGUUUUAAAAUAAAAUAACUUAUUUCUAGCUGACA